CCAUAAAAGGGGCAACAUCCCCCUUUUGAUCGCUGAGAAACUUUUCCCAAAGUGCAGGGAAGAGUUAAGGCUGUGUGGUUCUGAAUACAGCUCUCUUUUGUAGUUACCACCACAUCCUCAUUGGAAGUUUUCCAUCCCUUGGGAGAGGGGGGUGUUUUUGCAGCUUUUGGGGAUUCAGGUCACAGAACCACUUCUAAUAAUUUGUGGGGAGCACCUCUGGAUCUUCACAUCUCGCUAGAAAGGCAAUAGACCUCAUUCUCCAAUAACAGUGAAGUGCUCUUCCCAAACAUACUUCCACUUCUUGAUUCUAGAGAGUGCCUCCCUUGCCUUGCGACCUCUAAUUGUAGCUUGUAUUUACCAACAUGUGUGGAUAGGAUUCCCCAUUUUUUUUAGGCCUCUUGAUAUUUUAGUACAGCCCAGGAUUUUCAUCAGUCCUUCCUCCAUAUCUUGGUUAUAUGGUGAGAUAAAAUUUCAGUGCUCUGUUCUUGGUUAAAUAUUUUUUUUUAUUAACUUAAUCCCAGAAUUCCUGUUUAAAAGUUUUGUGGUUCCACAAGCCCACCUUUUAACAGAAUGAUGUUAUACAACAUUUCUGCUCUCUGUCUAUAGAUUGCUGAGCUUCAAGUCUACUUUCUUAGUCAUUAUCCCUCUUCUUUGUUUAAUGCAAGUACAGUAUUCUAAACUUUUCUGUGCAUGCUAGAGAAAACACACCUUCUUUGAAAUCUUCCCUCAUGUCCCCCACAUUAGCGACUGGAUUAGAGAACUAAUUUCAUCAGCUGCUCAGUCAUCCCACUUUCAGCCAGAGUGUAUCCGUCCCUAAAACCUAUCAAACUGCCCCAAAAUCUACUUCACCCCCUGUUGUACUAACACAGCAUUUUAAAACUAAAGUAGGCCAAGAUACCUCUUUUCUUUCUAAGAUAAUAGAACCUUAAGGGGGGGAAAAAACUACUUAUACAAGAACACUCCUUUGCCGGAGUGCACAAUUUUGCAUGCAUUUAUUUUGCUUGUGCGAUUUGCCCUAAUCCAGUUAUUUUCCCCGAAUAUUCCCCCAGUCCAAAACUCCCUUUUGUAAACCACAACUUGUUUGAAUUCUGGAGUGCUGUUCAGCUCCUCUCCCCAUCUUCCUGUCCAAAAUCAGCGCAUCUUUCACGUACCUCUGCCCUAAUUUGUCUGAUGGCAUUUCAGGAUCCAAACCAUCCCCUUCAAGCUCAGCUUUGCAGCAAUGUUUUUGGGGCAUUGACUGGGUUAAUCCAGCCACCUUUAGCUGCUGGGCUCGGUGGGGGGCAGAAAUAUUAUUGCAAUAAUGGGGUACAGAUAGCUUCCCCCCAGCAACAGCAGACAACACUUGGCAAUGCUAUGAUGGUGGAACCGGAACCAGAUCGACCUAUCGGUUAUGGUGCUUUUGGUGUGGUAUGGUCUGUGACAGAUCCUCGGGAUGGGUCACGCGUUGCACUCAAAAAGAUGCCCAGUGUUUUCCAGAACUUGGUCUCUUGCAAACGGGUCUUCAGAGAAUUGAGAAUGCUCUGUUAUUUCAAGCACGACAAUGUCCUCUCAGCACUGGACAUCCUCCAACCUCCACAGAUUGACUGUUUUGAGGAAAUUUACGUUAUCACUGAACUGAUGCAAAGUGACCUUCACAAAGUCAUAGUUUCUCCACAACCACUCAGCGCCGAUCAUAUCAAGGUCUUUUUGUAUCAGAUCCUCAGGGGGCUAAAAUAUUUGCACUCUGCUGGUGUCCUUCAUCGGGACAUCAAGCCUGGGAAUUUGCUGGUCAACAGCAACUGUGUCCUCAAGAUCUGUGAUUUUGGUUUGGCCCGGGUAGAGGAACCUGACGAGUCCCAGCACAUGACUCAAGAGGUCGUUACUCAAUACUACCGGGCCCCUGAGAUCCUGAUGGGCAGCAGGCAUUAUGGACGGCCAAUCGACAUUUGGUCCGUGGGCUGCAUUUUUGCCGAACUCCUUGGCAGACGUAUCCUCUUCCAGGCCCAGAGCCCAAUUCAGCAGUUGGACCUGAUUACGGAUCUCCUGGGGACUCCUCCCAUUGCUGCCCUCCGUUCAGCCUGUGAGGGAGCCCGUGCCCACAUCCUGCGUGGCAGUCACAAGCCGCCAUCGUUGUCUGUCCUUUACAUGCUCUCUGGAGAAGCGACCCACGAAGCUGUCCAUUUGCUCUGCCGGAUGUUGGUCUUUGAUCCAGCCAAGAGGAUCUCUGCCAAGGAUGCCCUUUCUCAUCCUUACCUAGAUGAGGGGCGACUGAGAUACCACACCUGUAUGUGCACUUGCUGCUUUUCUGUCUCCUCUGGCCGCAUUUACACCAGUGACUUUGAGCCCCGGGCUGACCCCAAGUUUGACGGCUCUUACGAAAAGAACCUCACCUCUGUCUGGCAGGUCAAAGAACUGGUGCACAGGUUUAUCUUGGAACAGCAGCAUGGGAAACGGGUCCCCCUCUGUAUCAACCCCCAGUCAGCUGCCUUCAAAACCUUCAUCCGCUCCACGGCAUGGCACUCUUCCAAGGUGCCCAAAAAGGAAGAGAGAUGAAGCCCCUUGGACGGUCAUGAGGGAAAAGAAAAGCGGAACAAAAGGGAUGAAAAACAGAAGGGACGGCGUUGUUGCUGGGAGAUAAGAGAGAGAUGAGAAAAAGAGGAAGACGCUGCUCCAUCCUGCACUCUUGAAUAUUUUGACUCACGGACAGGCAUUUGGGAAGGGGGGAUGGAGAAAUGUCUGUGUAUUAUUAUUAUUAUUAUUAUUAUUAUUAUUUGGAAGUGGGGAAGUUUGGGAAGGGAUUUUUUUCACUGAGGGAUGUCUUUCCCCUUCCCCUAUUCCUGUACUGCACUGGAAAACUCUGGGUUGUGGGCACGGUCUUUGUGAGUUCCUUCCCUUCUCCCCAACUCUGCACCAGUAUUUCCCCCUUCCCAUAUUUGUGGGGUCUUACCUGGCUACCUUCGAAAAGGGAUGCCCAUGUUGGAAUGAAGGGAAGUUGUUUUCUUGAAAUGAGGUGUGUCUGUUCUUUCUGUUUCAAGAGCCUUAGACCGAUGUUUCUCAACCUUGGCUGCUUGAAGAUGUAUGGACUUCAACUCCCAGAAUUCCCCAGCCAGCCAUGCUGGCUGGGGGAAUCUGGGAGUUGAAAUCCACACAACUGUGGCCAAGGUUGAGAAACACUUCCUUAGACUAAGGAUGGAGGUGUUUCCCCCUAAAUCACCUUCCCCUUAAAAGAUUUCCCAAAGGGGGAUUGGUGGGAGAAAUGAAUGAUAACGCUCAGUUUUCCGAAUCUACCACAGAGGUGCAUGCAUUUCUUGCAACCAAGGGCUGCGCUUAGAGUUGUCUUUUGUCUCCAGGAGCGUCUGGGAAACCUGUGCAACUUUAGGCUUCCAUUUUGGUUUCUUAAACCUCUUGUGGAAGGGGGGAACACUUUUGAGGAAGGUUCUACUAGAAAAGGGCCACACCAAUAAUCAGACCCCUUUAUUUUUUUUCUCCCCUUUCUCCUUCCCACUCCAUCUUCUGUUACCCCAAACAGGCCAAAAGGGCCUAUUGAGUUGAAGUAAACAUUGCUGGAAAGAAAGAUCAGUGGUUUCUCACACACACACAGAUACACACACACAGGGGAAAUUAAAAUUUUGGGAUAAGAUGCCAAAUACUUACUUGGUGUGUGCUUUUGGCCCCUCCAAAACACCUGCUUUCCAGGUUUCCCCUCUCCUGGUGGGACACCUCCUGUCACAAGAAGCGGAUGGUGGCCCUGAACUCUGCUGACACAUUUCUGCUGAAUUUUCAGAAAGUGCUGCUUUUCUUUAAAAAUAGGCAGAGUUUCCUGAAACAUUAAGUUUGGCCUUCAUGCUGGAUUUGGAAUGCCUGUAAGCUCCCCUCCACCCUGCCCUUUCCUGCCUGCAGCCAGAUCAACCUCCUUUCUUUAUUAAAUGUAUCCCUCCAUUAAUUUCACACCCCUUCAAAAAUCUACCUCUUUUCUCCUAGUGGGUUUUUUCCCUGUGUGCAUGUGUUUUGGACACUUGUGUUAUGAAUUUUUUAUUUUGAUUUUGUUGGUGAUUGAUGGCUUCUUUAUUUGCUGGUGCUUCAUCUCUUUUUGUCGGUUACCCGUAUUAAUUUAUGACCGCAGCAGUUUAUAUACUAGUUUAAAUCCUGAGUGUGUGUGUAUAUUUCUUCCUUGUCUCUGAAAAAACUGCAUGAGAGAGGGAAAAAAAAACCACAGAACCAACAACCUGGAAACUUGAACUGUCUUGGCUGUAAUAAUUCCCCCCCUCCCUUUAAUUUAAUUGUGCUCUAUAGUAGCUGAAUUAAAUUUAUGCUGUAUAUUUUU
Molecule: messenger RNA, 4303 nt
Organism: Candoia aspera
Lineage: Eukaryota; Metazoa; Chordata; Lepidosauria; Squamata; Candoiidae
Product: serine/threonine-protein kinase NLK2-like
Exons: 11
Coding region: 1171-2532 (453 amino acids)
Biological process (GO): intracellular signal transduction; protein phosphorylation
Cellular component (GO): nucleus; cytoplasm
Molecular function (GO): ATP binding; MAP kinase activity
Source: RefSeq, a predicted model, not a curated record